AUUCAUUAGUGGUAAGCAGCAAAUAAGUAAGGAACAAAAGAAAAACAUGGGGGAACACACUCCAGCCCCAUCUCCAGGCCGCUCCUAUUAUGGCUUUGUCUUAUACCUGUUGGGCUGGGCUGGCAUUAUUAGCUACUUGGCAUGGGCCCUCAUCCCCCAUAGCUACUUGGCAGCACUUGGACUGACAUACAUCCCCCAGCCCUACUGGGCACUCGCCUUCCCUAGUGUCAUCAUAACACUUGUUCUAAUAUUCGUCUUCUUCAUAUACCCCUCCCUUAACUUGAUCCUGGCUCUUCCUCCCCAUGACAUUAGAAACAUUACAGAUAAUAUGGCCAUGAGAGAGGAAGAUUAUCCGAGGGUUGAAGAGUAUGGUGUGCCUCCCGUGUGUGAUUUGCCUAUCUCUCAAGUUUGCAGAGCUCUGUAUAGGUGAUGAAUUAUGUUGUUUUACUUCAGGAUUGAGAUGUACACAAAGUUAGUAUUAGGAAAAGGCCUUAUCAAAGUGUUUGUUAAGAACACGCCAAUGGUUGUAACUUAAAAGAUUUUAACCUUGAUUGGAAGUUGGAAGUUUGUUUCACUUCACUUGAAAAAUAACUAUAGUUGUAAGUUUUUGUCCAUCAAUCUUGAAUUGCUUUUAUUUUUAAUUUUUUUUAGCAAACAAAACAAUAAAGCUGAUCCUAUAUA
Molecule: messenger RNA, 681 nt
Organism: Penaeus monodon (black tiger shrimp)
Lineage: Eukaryota; Metazoa; Arthropoda; Malacostraca; Decapoda; Penaeidae
Gene: PIG-P
Product: phosphatidylinositol N-acetylglucosaminyltransferase subunit P-like
Exons: 2
Coding region: 47-430 (127 amino acids)
Biological process (GO): GPI anchor biosynthetic process
Molecular function (GO): phosphatidylinositol N-acetylglucosaminyltransferase activity
Source: RefSeq, a predicted model, not a curated record